AUGCCUGCCCCCUCGACAGGCCCGAGCAAAGGCAACAGCAACAACAACGCCCCAACACGGCGUGUUGUGGACCCGAACUCCUUACCUGCCCGACGAGGUCCCCGUCCAACUCCGAUACCGCGUCUCCCCACGGGAGCGCAGGAUAUCCGGCAGACGAAAGAGUAUAAAGUUGCUGCGCGGAGGUACGUUUUGUGUUUUGUAUUCCAUAAUAUGCUACCACGAUCUUUCUACUAUCUUUUAAAAUGGCCAAUGACUGACAAUCUCAUGUUCUUGUAUCUUGCAGAUGGAUCUCAACGAUUGUGGCACUACCUAUUUUCAUGGUCACUUCUUAUGUGUUGUAUGAGCGAUGUGAGUUUGCUUCUUUCCUUUCCUUUUCUUCAACUCAACGGUCCCGCCCUGUCUGUAAUUAUUUGCCAAUUACUGACUGCUGGGUGUAGUGUAUGGGAAUCAGAGUCCGAAGCGGUUGCAUCGGAUGGAGGAAGGGGAGAAGAAGCAGCCGCCAGAAACCUCUUCAGCCUCUCCUUCUUCUUAGGCUUGAAAAUGCAGGUGAUUGUUUGUGUGAACAUGGAAGAGUAUUCAACCCCUUGUAUACAAUAUGUAAAUAAUGUUUGA
This is a messenger RNA of Penicillium lagena, 612 nucleotides long. RefSeq lists its product as uncharacterized. The record is from RefSeq and is a predicted model, not a curated record. NCBI's taxonomy places the organism in Eukaryota, Fungi, Ascomycota, Eurotiomycetes, Eurotiales, Aspergillaceae. The coding region runs from base 1 to 612 and encodes 203 amino acids. The transcript has 2 exons.